AUGGCUGGCUCGUCAAACAAAGGAACCACUAAAAGCCCCGAGAGACAAAAAGGCAAGGCUCCUGCUUCUGGAACGGGUUCUGCUGGCUUCAAUAAUGAGGAUUACAACAUACGUUCACCAGAACGCACCAAGGUCUUGACCCAAAUUAAAGAAUGUAAUCGACAACCAUCCCGUCACUCCUGCCUUCUGGGCUUGUUGUCAGCUCGCCGAUAUGAACCGCCUGGAAGCUAUCGCCAAAUGGGAACAGGAAGCAAUUACUUUCUCCGAGAAUCCGGUCUCUGCCAUAGCAAUGCAAUGGAGUCAGCGAUUCCCGGAUUCAGAAUUCCCAGGAUCAGAGACAGGCUCUGCCGAGAGCGCGAUGAUUACAGAUGCGUCCUGACGAGAAGACCACAUCCUCAGGUGGCCCAUAUAUUCCCCCACUCUGUGCUCGACCCACGCCCGAGAGCUGGUCGAAAUAAAACCUCUAAUGCGAUUCCUGGGUUUUGGCAAUCUUCACGCGUUUUUUGGGACAAGGACCGGGUCAACAAAUGGAAAAAUACGGUCUUUCCAGAUUCUGAGAAUCCUGAGAUUGGUAUUGAACCAUGCUUUAAUCUCAUCUCUCUCUCGCCCGACGCACAUGAUAUGUGGAAUCGGGGGGUGUUCGCACUGAAGCCGCUGAACCUUUCACACGAUCGUAAGAAGCUUACUGUUCAAUUCUUCUGGCAUGUCCCGGGUAAAUACGACAUUGGUAGCCAGAUUGAUUUGCUUACGGAACCCACAUCAUCAGAAGGCUUGGAUUUCGUCGCAGACGGAUACUGUUUGACUCGCGUUGAGAGGGAAGGCUCCCACCCGCGCCUUCGUCACAUUUGUUCUGGAGAGAAGUUCACUUUCGCCACCAACGACCCCACGAACCUGCCCUUACCAAGCGUGGAACUCUUGGACAUGCAAUGGGCUCUCCAACGUCUGAUGGGAAUGUGCAGUGCUGCAGGAUGGCCAAGCUUGGAGGAUGAUGACGGUGUCGAUAGUGACGAUGAUUGGCAUGUUCCGGACGAUACCUAUUCCAAUGCGCACAACUCCUUGAAGAGAGUCCACCAAUGGGUCGGUACUGAAAAGGGUGCCGGUGUCACGCCGGAAAUUUCAAUGCCUAUGCCGAGUCCUUCUAUGACUGAGUGUCCUUAA
Molecule: messenger RNA, 1158 nt
Organism: Rhinocladiella mackenziei CBS 650.93
Lineage: Eukaryota; Fungi; Ascomycota; Eurotiomycetes; Chaetothyriales; Herpotrichiellaceae
Exons: 3
Coding region: 1-1158 (385 amino acids)
Source: RefSeq, a predicted model, not a curated record